AUGAAUACAAUAAGCUAUUGUGCCUUCACAUUUUUAUUAUUCUUGUUAGCGCAUUUUGGAGAGAGUGCUAAUAUCAACGUUGCUGCAAAAGCUGAUGCAAAUGUUGCUCCGGCAUUAUUGAAAGCUUGGAAAGAAGCAUGUGCAGCCACAACUCCCAGCACCGUUGUGAUCCCAAAAGGUACAUAUCCAAUGACCCAAGUUCUACUUGCGGGUCCAUGCAAAGCCCCAAUUGAGCUUAAAAUCGAGGCUACCUUGAAGGCCCCUCCUAAUCCUAAAGAUAUGGAGGGCAAAAAGGAAUGGUUAACUAUCCAAUACAUAGAUCAUUUCACACUCUCUGGUGGUGGGACUUUGGAUGGCCAAGGAAAUGUACAUGUUUAUGGUGUUAAAGACACAAGUUUUAAAAGUAACAAGCUACCCAACAAUUUGAGCUUGAAUUUCUUAACAAAUUCAGUAAUCCGAGACAUAACUACUCUAAACAGUAAAUUGUUUCACGUUAAUGUUCUUGGUGGCAAAAACUUAACGUUUGAUCAUUUCACUAUUAAAGCCCCAGGAGAUAGUCCCAACACGGAUGGAAUUCAUAUUGCAAAAAUAAUUGGGGUUACAGUUAAAGAUUCUGUUAUUGGAACUGGAGACGAUUGCAUAUCAAUGGGGGACGGGUUAGAAAACCUGAAAGUCACAGGUGUGACAUGUGGGCCUGGUCAUGGCAUCAGUGUGGGUAGCCUUGGCAAAACUCCCGGUGAACAGCCGGUGAAGGGUAUCUUUGUGUCAGACUCUAAAUUUAUUGGUACAGAUAAUGGUGUUAGAAUUAAAACAUGGCCUAAUUCUCAUCCUGGAAUUAUAACUGAUAUUCAUUUUGAGAAUAUAGAUAUGAAAGAUGUCAAAAACCCAAUUGUGAUUGAUCAAGAAUACUGCCCGAAUAAUGAAUGCUCGAAGCAGAAACCAUCACUAGUAAAGAUCAGCAAAGUGAGCUAUAAAAAUAUAAAAGGUACCUCUGCGACAGAGACUGCAGUGUUCCUUACGUGCAGUAGUGGGGUGCCAUGUGAUGGAGUUGAAAUUGGUGAUAUUAAUUUGACAUUCAAAGGAGGUGCUGCAAAAACUGUUUGUAAGAAUGUGAAGCCUAAGCUAACUGGAAAGCAAGUUCCACCAGUGGUUUGCAAAUGA
Molecule: messenger RNA, 1161 nt
Organism: Ipomoea triloba (trilobed morning glory)
Lineage: Eukaryota; Viridiplantae; Streptophyta; Magnoliopsida; Solanales; Convolvulaceae
Product: polygalacturonase-like
Exons: 4
Coding region: 1-1161 (386 amino acids)
Biological process (GO): carbohydrate metabolic process
Molecular function (GO): polygalacturonase activity
Source: RefSeq, a predicted model, not a curated record